This is a messenger RNA of Mercenaria mercenaria, 7077 nucleotides long. RefSeq lists its product as uncharacterized. The record is from RefSeq and is a predicted model, not a curated record. The coding region runs from base 330 to 1718 and encodes 462 amino acids. Lineage: Eukaryota; Metazoa; Mollusca; Bivalvia; Venerida; Veneridae. The transcript is spliced from 2 exons.
UUAAUGAAUUAGAUGAUUUUCUUUCGCUUUUAAUAUAAACAAAAAGUACAUUCUACUUUCGCUUUAAGUAUCGAUAAUGAUACAUUACAUUAGUUCCUUUAGUUCUGUGGAAGUUUCAAUGAAUUAGAUGGUUUUCUUUCACUUUAAAUACGGAUAGGAAAAUAUCAAAGUACAUUAUUUCGCUUUAAAUAUGGAUAGCUCAGUGAUUGAUAAUAAUACUUUACAUUAGUGCCUUAGAUCGACGGAAGGUAACAGCACAUAGCACGAGUCUACUUUCGCUUUAAAGAAGGUUGGAUCGGCGGCAGGUAUGGGCAUAAGGGACUUGUAAUAUGAAUUCUUCAGAGGAAGCCUCUCUUAACGUUUCCGAGAUGAUGGAUCGUCUUGGUUACAGUUAUGAAAUGGUGAAAUUUAGACAGCAAAUGGCGAAAGAAAGACCUGUCACCUGGCGGAAUAAUCUUGCUGAGACAAUUGUUGUCACGGGCGGUAAAGGCGAAGGAACUGCCUUGUAUUGCGAAAGCGAUGUGGACUGUAUGUAUAUUGCAGAUGACGUCAUCUGUGCCGAUAAUCCGGACCUCUUCAUUGACCGAGAGAACGUCACCCUCUUCAAGACUGAGAGACAAGAAACCCCACCUGGGUAUACGUUGUUGAAAAUGGUGCGGUUUGGUGGAAAAUCCUAUGAAGACCAAAUACGGUUAUCGAUCCUUGAAUCAAACACAGGUACUCUGUAUUUAUCAAACCAGCUAUUCACUAAUGCGAUAGAGAUGACAGAUAGACCGAACCGUUUCAGAGACGGUUAUAUUAGUGAAGAAACCAGUGGACCAUCUACACCAUCGAGUAAUGAAUACCAAACAUUUGAUGAAGUUUCAUGUUUCACAUGUUCCUGUCCGGAUAUUUUGGUAAACUGGCUAUCAAGAUCCAGAAAUCAUGCAUGGCCUUCACUAGACACCAUACAUGAAAUAUCCCGUCUUGAUGGCCACGUUGUUCCUGUUGGCUUUAAGGGAUCUUCGAAUUCUGAUAGAGAAUGGAGAAUUUGUUAUUCACUUGCAGAAUUACAUUUAUUUAAAACGUUAGGGGACACACAGCUAAAGAUAUAUAUUUUGUUAAAACAGAUAGCAAAGUCCGUUCUUCAGCCGAUAUGCAAAGAAAUAACGUCUUAUGUAAUGAAAAAUAUUGUUCUAUGGGUGUGUGAAAGCCGCAAUGCAAGUGUGUUUAAAAACGAAAUGCUAAUGAGAAUAUUAAUUGAUGCUUUAUUAAUCCUAAAACUCAGCAUAUCAGAAAACAGUCUACCAAGUUAUAUGAUUCCUGACAGGAACAUAUUUGCUGGUAGACUGGACAUUUAUCAGAGAAACCAGCUGACUCGUCUAAUUGAGGAUCUUUUAAAAGACGGAAAGAACAUGUUUCUGCGGAUUGGCAGGUUUCGUGAAGCCAUGCUCCUGGUCUCCAUGGUACCAAACACGUUUAAGAAGUAUUGUGAGAAGAGGGAUAAGGUAGAGAGUCUGAUGCUUAUGAUGGGAAGGAUACGAGCCGAGGCGUUCCGACCGGGGAUGUCAGUAAGGGAGGUAAAUAAUCUAUCAUGGAGGAAUGAACUUUACUGCAGCAUGUGGAUGCAGAUUAACGUGUUGAUACGAUUUGAUCACCAGGCGCUCAGACAAGCAGGCAUGACUGAUGAGGAAAUAGGUGACCUAUGGGCUAAAAGACUGAAUCAAUUUCUGUCUUGAUUGCAAAAGUGAGGGCACCAAUUAAGAAGCGUUUUCAUUCAAAACGAGAAUUGCUCACACAAAGUUUUAAAGGAAGGCCUAUUUGCGGAUAUUUUCAUAAAUAGUUACAACAAAAAAGAGCUACCAGUCAAAAUGUUCUAAAGACAAAUUGUGCAAUUACCCGAAAAUGACAAAAAUGCCAAAUGUUUUCUAUACUUGCCACUUCUUGCCACUUCUUACCCAGAAUAUGGUAAUAAUUUAGAAAACUCGAUCGAUAUUUGCCAUCAAUGUUUGAAUUUAGCUGCACAACAGCAGUUGAUUGUUUUCCAUUCAUUGAAGAAUUAUGAAUGUUUGUAGGACCACAUUCGCAACAGAUCGUAUUUGUAACAGAAUUCGUACGUAUGCGAUCGCAUUCGUAACAGGUAAAAUGUGUUACGAAUGUAUUUGUCCAACAUUGGGGUUGAUAUGAGAAGCACAUAUGUAUCAUGUUGAGUUUUAUACUGCAAAUGUUCAAUCAGUUGGUUGUCAUCGCAACAUCAUUAAAUGACUGCCAUAAGCACAAUCACAAGUUAGCGUCGUCGUCGUCGACGUCAAUGACAUCAUAAAAUUAUUUGAGCCGCAUCAUGAGAAAUGGGCCUUGAAGCGAUACAACCAGCGAUUUGCCGAUUAUAUACAUGCCGAUUGCAUGUGGCGUGCAUCUCCCCCUUUAAUCAUACAUAUUCAUAUAUUCAUGCAUUUAGUAAAAAUGAAAUCUUACAAACCAAAACCGAUAUGGGAAAUUUAAAAGUGACAUGUACAUGUACAUGUAGUACCAUGCUACUAUGAAUAGAACAGUCAUGAUAACGGUAUUCUCGCCAAGUUUAAUUGCCAGAUAACAAACCAGUACCAAGAUAUUAUUUUCUGACCGGAAAUAUCCCUCUAAUUAACAAGAGGGCCGUCAUGGCCCACUAUCGCUCACAUGAGUAAUAUUACACUAUACAUGUUAUUAAAUCUGCGACUUUUGCCACUCUAAGACAAAUAGCGUGAUAUGGCUACUUUUCGAGAAAAAAAGCAAGAUAAUGUGAUCUCUGUCAUGUUCACAAUGCUCAAACAUGGUCAGCUUUUAACGAGAAUUUUCAAGAAUUCUCUCCCUUAAUUAUUGACUGUGUUAAAGCAAUUCCCUUCAUAUUGGAUUGUCUCCCUUACAUUAGCUAAAGUCGUGUCAUUCAUGACCCAAGUCAAUAAUUCUUUGUCAUGGAUUUUGCAUUGAUCUAAAAUUUUGCUUUGGGUUAUAUAUUGAAAUUAAGGUCGCAUGUUACUCCAUAGAAAGCUACAAAACAUGUAGCCAGUUUUUUAUAAACCAUGUUGUUUAUAGAUUCAUAUAGAAAAAUAGUUUUUCCUCGAGAAAACUAAACUUGUGUGAAGAUAUAUGUAUUCCGAUUUUGUUUGAAUGUUCUUGUCCAUAUAAUGGUACUUUUGUUUAUCUAUCAUGCAUAGAAGUUUACUCUUUAAAACAUGAUAAAAUAAAGUAAUAAACUAAACAAUACUGUAUUUGAUAGGCAAUGGCAAAAAAAAAAACCGAGCAAUUUAACAAUCUUAGAAAACACACAUGUUACUAAAAACGCACACACAUGUUUUAUAAACUGACAUUGAUCCUAGGUUUUCCAUAGAAAACAAGGGAAGAAAGAAUCUAUUAAUUAUGAAGCAAGUUUCUGAUUUUUCUUAUCAGCAUUGGUGUAUGUGUAUCAUUGAGAUCCGAACUCAUUUUUUUUUAAAUUAGCUCUGAUUCACACUGUCUACUUAUCUAAAGUGUCUAAGUUACUUAGUCUUGUAUAAUCAAUGAUAUAGAUAAAUCAAAUAUGCCAUUCAGAUAUGUGUUUGUACAUACUAUACACUGUAAUCAUUAAAUCAAAUUUAUCCGUGUAAACUUAAAGAGGCACCACAAAACAACUGUAUUCUUUUGUGUUUCCAUGAUGGUAAUUAUACAUGCUUUGCAUGAAGAAAAUGAGAAGUAACAAGUAUCUAGUUACAAAUUGACAGUGACAUAUUUUAGGCCAAGACGAUGUGUGUAAUGUCUUAACAUUUUUUUGAAUAACUGUAGCAAUAUGUACAGAAAUCAGUGUAUUGUGUCAAAUUUCAAUCACAUUUUGUUUCUACAGUGUAAGAUAGUUAUUCAUCUAUGUUUCUGAAACUAUGCUGAAAAGAGAUUGACUGAAUAAGUUUGCAGAUGAAGUUGUCAAAACACAUUUAUUUAGUAAUGCCAAAAUUGUCCACCUGCAAACUUGUAGUAUAACUGUAUAUUACCUGUGUUUCGAGAAUGAUUUUCAUAAAGUUUUUGUGAGUGAAAAAGUAGGCCACUAGGUCGUGGUGGGUCUUUAAAGUCUUCAGCUUUAAAGGUGGCUAUUUUGCAUGCUUUCCACGAACAAAGCGUGAUCAAAAUGUAGGUCGUACUAAAGAGAUAAUCCUACCGUGCAAACUCACGGAAAGCAUGCUAUUACAAAUAUUUUUGUUGUUUUGUUUUCAAGCUUGGAUUUCAUUUAUAAAAUAGAAAUGAUAUUGCGCGCCUGUUAACUUCACCCUUUCUUUGCAAAGCGUGGAAACCAUGCUGUGUCUUUUGUUUAAAUAAAUGUACAAAUUCUUUCCCCCACUCACCAGCUUUCAAUGAGCGCCUAACUUGCAAAUUACACUAUUUCAUAAGAAAACUAUUCUAUGACGUAGUUUUUCUCCUGUCGUCGAGUGUUUCAGUACUCCAAAGAUUUUAGCUUCAGUCAGAAAAACUGUAAUUUUUAUGUUGAUUCGUAUUGUUCUGAUAAACAGUUUGUUGAAAAAUCAAAGCUCUGUUCUAUUCUGUUCUGUUCAUUUUUUUAUUUUUUUGACUUUGAGACAAUUAUGAACGUUAUUAUUUUAAAAGACUUUAUUGAAUCGUACGCCAUUUGUUGGUAUAUGCAGUUCCGUAAAUCGUUACAUCGUUUAAGCUACAUCAGAACUUUAAGAAAUCCACCAGUAUUUUUGUUUUUCGAUACAAUUUGAAGUUAAAUGGAAGCAAGAAGCCUUUACCCUAUUACACUUAUAAUUAUACUAUUGUAUUGUUUAUAAAGUCACGAAUACCCACAUAUGUGAUAAUAAAUUGUCAUGCUUUGGAAAAUAUAAUUUAUUUGCCUCUAAAGUAAAAGAAAUUGAAAAAUUUAGUGAUUUUCACUAUAUGUCAAUAUAAGUGAUGGUGAUACUUUUUAAACACAAUUGGAAGCAAGAAGAUAUUGAGUUAGAACAUAUAUUUUCACAUCAAAUUGAAGAAAAAAAAAUUGAUGUACACUGUCAUAUCUGGUAAAAUAUUCACAAACUAAAACACAUAUUUGAAAUUAAUCAUUGAAAAUAAAUUUCCUAUAUAAUCCAUUGCUCAAAAUAAUAUCAGCAGGGAAACCAAUACUGAUUAUCGGAUAAUUUUCAAGGGGGACAACCUACUACGAUAAGCCAGUCAAAUAUAAUAAAAGCUGGGGAUGAUCAGCAAAUUUUGCCAUUUUAGGGGCUAUAACUCCAGGACAAAUGGUGCUAUAUAGCUGGUUUUCGCAAGAAACCGAGAUGUUAUAGAUAUAUAACUUCUAUACAAGUUUGGUCAAAAUGAAAUAACAAAUAUGGUGUCUAUUGUGCUCACAAGACUAAAAUAAGCAAAUUUUGCCAUUUCAGCCAUAACUCCGAGACACCUGUUACAACUGCGAUCUGAUACGAGUAUGGUCCUACAAAUGUUUAAUUGCUUUUUACCUUUUUUUAUCUAACAUACACAUCUAACUUGCCAUUCAUUUAUGCACUUUCAUUGUCUGAAUUUUCAUUAUAUAAAGACUUAAUCGUAACACUUGCUGGUUUAUCCGUGUUGACUUACUUCCAACUUAAAUAACUGUGGACCAUCUCGAAUGAAGUUUGAAAUGUUGAUUUAAAGAAAACAAAAAUAUUCAACUGGUUUACUUUUGUUUUGGCAGCAUGUCCACUAUGUUGAUACUGCACAUUAUAACCAUAGAUAAUGCUGAACAAAAUAGCUAACUCGCCAUUUUGCAUCUGCUAUUUUGCCAAUUUCUAAAAGCAGAGCAGCUUUUUUAAUUUAUCAUACAUUUAGCUCAACAUAUUAUUAACAAUAUAUCAAUAUUAAAAAAAGUAUGAAAUCUCGCAAAGAUAAAAUUCUGCGCAAUUUACUACAACAAGCCAUAAACAUUACUCCCGUAAACGUUUUUUCUUCUCCCUUUUUUAACGGAUUAAUACAGUUUAUAAGAAUACAAGGGUAUAGAUUUUAUUUUUAAGAGAAAAUGGUUACAUAUCAUACAAAUAUCAAACGAUCUUUUUCGGUAGGACACGACAAAUGUUACAGUAUUAGUUUGUUUUAGUUGUAAUUUUCUUCCCUGUUAACGUUUUUUCGCUAGUUAGUCAAUUUUAGAGUUUAGUUAACCACUAUCAUGCUGGACGCGAUUGAUUCUGCAUUUGCGACCAGUUUAGAUCAUGAUCAGCAUGUACACCCGUGCAGUCUGAUCAAGAUCUGCACAGUUCGCCUUUCAGUCAGUAUCUUUUUGGUAAGAAUCCCUUUUAACAGUUAAUGGUACUGUCCGACUUGAAAGAUGGAAAUAUAGCAAGAUAAGUGUUAAGCGUAAUUUUGUAAGUUUUUGAAAAUGGGUAAAUCUGAAUGAUGUCAGUGUUUGAUUUUCUUAAACAGUUCAUAUGCUAUUAACUACUUGUUGUUUUAAUUGUACGCUAAAUUUGAAGAAAGUAUUUUCAGUAGGCAAAAUAUCAAAUGACGAAUUAGUCGGGUUUUUUUCUUUUUUUGCUGUUUUUUUUUUCACAUAUUGUUUUAUGUAGUUACGCAUUUGCGCUAAGAGCCUAUGCAACUAAAAUUAACGUGUUUUUAGGUGAGCUUUUGUGAUCGUCCUUCGUCCGUCGUCCGUCCAUUUAUUGUGAACACGAUAGACUACAUUUUGCAGUUGAUUUUAAUCAAAAAUGCGCACAAUUUGUAUUGGCAUAAUAUCUCGGUUCCUUUCAAAAACUGGCCAGAUCCCAUCAUGUGUUCCAGAGUUACGGCCCCUUAAAGGGCCAAAAUUUGCUGUUGUGGCUUUUGUGCCCAUAUAGAUACUUUCUUUAUAGUUUGCUUUGAUACAAACUUGCAAAAUAUCUUUAACAACAAUAGAUCUUGGAUUCCAUGAUAAAUCCAUCAGGUCCAAUUAUAGGUUCCGGAGUUACGGCCCCUAAUUGGCCCCUGAAAGAGCCAAAAUUUUGUUAAUUUUUACCUUAUGAACAAGAUAGAAGUGACAUUUUACAUUUGAUUUUAACCACACUUACACAGGACUUAAAUCACAAUAAGAUUUCGGUUCCUUUCGAAAACAGGCUAGAUUGCAUAAUGGGGUCUAGACUUGCUGCCCCUGAA